AUGGAUACGAAUGAUCAAAAGGAUUAUAAUAUGAUUGAAACGAUUCAAAAGAAAGAAAGUGCAGCUUAUCUAAAACCAGCAUUUGGGCUCAAAAUGAUGUCUGUUUCUAAAUUUCUCGAACCAUUUGACGAUACUUCUUUGACGGAUGAAGACGCAGCACAAAAAUAUAGUGCAUAUGUCUCUGUUUUCUUAAAGGAGCAGCUUAAUGAGCAAUUCGAGCACAAUAAAUCUUAUGCCUGGUUUCGGGAUAAAUAUCAUCCCGAUCACGUCGUCUCCAAAGAAAAGGAGAGAGAAACCUUGAUGGCUCGAUUUAACAUUUUCAAUAAAAUGUGGAAAGGGGGUUUUCUUGAUAACAUUUCAUUGGAAUAUAAAGAAAGAGCUGCAAUCGCAAAACUUUUGGAUCAGUUUGCUAUUUUGUUCGCUGGGGGGACUUUUGAAGAUUUUGCUGAUUUGGAGAGUUUCGACCCUUCAUCUACUGUGGGAGAUUUAUCCGAUGAAUCUAAAUCGUUUCCUCAGCCUGAACCUGAAGUCAUAAAACUUCACCGAAGGUCCUCGUCUCCAAAGCUCCCCAGGCAUACGAGCAAAAAGGAGACUUCCAAACGUCAAAAGAAGCCCCGGGAUAAUGCGAAACCCGCUAAACAUGAAGAUGGAAAUAGCAGCGAUUCCAGCAGUUCUAAUUCUAGCAGAUCUUCGUCUUCAGUUUCUAGCUUUGGAUCAAGUUCUCGUAGUUCUUCUUCGCAUUCAACAAGUUCAAGUUCUUCUUCUUCUUGUUCCAGUUCGGACGCUUCUUCAAGUAGCGGUUCAGUUAAUUCUAAGGGGUCUAGAACCCGUAAACAGUCUACGACUAAAGAACUCCAUUUAGAGGAAAGCUUUAAAAUCGAAGGGAAAUCCGAGCAGUUAGACGCGAAUGUAGAAAUGAAAGAAGAUGCUUCGGCGGUUUGUGAAGCGAUGGAAGUUGUGGAAGUUGAAAACCAAACAUUUGCUGACCAGUUUGAAAAGGAGAUAAAUCCACCCAAAACUCCUCUCCAUGCUACCAGAGUGAUUUAUUUGCCGUAUCUACCGUUGAGCAUCCAUCGAUCUACGCUUGAAACAUUACUUUCUGUACAUCCCGACUAUCUUCGUUUCGCCUGUCUGGAACCCACCCCUUUGCCCUCUUCAACGCUCAAUGUUUCCGGUUCUACCACUUCCUCUCUUCUUCUUCAUCGCCCAGCAUGGAUAACGUUCACUCCGGUUCCAUCCGAGUGUUCGCUACCCAUUAUGGACUUCAUUCACCAACUUGUUAGCCGUCUUCGCGCUGAUUUUGCCACAAAUGAGACUUCAUCGGAGGCGUCAGACCUGGCAGCAGCUCUCCAGGCUGCUCGCCUACUACCUUCAGCCUUCAAUAUCGAUCGGAUUCGAGCCUCUACUCGUCUGGCCCGUACUCUCGUGGCCACCGUAAACAAUAACAAGUCUCCAUGCAACCCAGUUUCCUCAAAAUCUGUUAUGAGAAAACACCUUGUGAUGGUAUCGAGGUUGGUUGCGCGCCUGGAUGAAAUCUGGGGUUUGUGGAGACAACCGUGUGAUACGGGAACUGCUGAUUGGCCAAUUCCCAAGGCCACUGACCUUGAUCCUCGACGUGGAACUAUCUUGGCUGAUUUAGUUAAUUUGGGUACUCGGACUGGUAACCCAUUAUUGGAGUCUAUUACAGAUCAUUUGGUAGAUGAAACCAAUGCGGAAGAAGAGCUACUCCUUACGUCUCGAACUUCAACAGCAAAAAUAGACGACACUAGCUCGUCUAAAGAAGCAAACUCUGAACUCGUUAGGGCUCUAGACGCAUUGAUUAUCUACCUUCGCCUUGUUUACUCCAUCGAUUUUUACUCGCCUGCAUUGUAUCCUCGUGAAAGUGAUAUGCCCCAUCCAUGCUCAGUGUUUCAUGUACGUCCUUCUAAAAUACCUGAAUCAAUUGCUGCAAAUACUUUUCACCUGCUCAGGCUCAUGCCCCCAGCUCCGAGCACAGUGUUUGACAAGGAGCCGACGGAAAAGUCGGCUCAUAAAAUCUUUGCUCGGCAAAUUAGUCGAAUUUUCCGUAUGAUCACACCACUCUCCAUUGGUACUAUCACAAAUGUCAAGGAAAUGGAGCCCAGCCUUGAAGAGAAUCAGGAUAUAUCGAAAUCACAACGAAUGAUGGACUCAAAUGAAACUCGUCUGCGUCUCCUUGGCUAUAGAGAUGUGAAUGAAGUUACCGAAGAAUUCAUCAAGGUUAAUACGAAGCGCAAGAAACGAAAGGUUUUACUUGAUUUUUUGGGGGCAAAUUUUAGAGACGUCAUUUGGAUUUGUCCUCUUUCCGACAAAAAAUUCAGAGGACCGGCCUUUGUACGCAAGCAUAUUCUCAACAAGCACAUGGACAAGGUUGAGGCGGAGAAAAAGGAAAAGGCUUACUUCUUCAAUACUUACCUUCUGGAUCCAAUGCGUCCAGAAUUGAUGCACCCUCCACGACGUCAGUUACCCAUUCACUUGCGCAGAGCCGCAUCAGUGGACAACGAAAAUGAGGAAGACGAUGGCGUUGUUGAUCGUUCAUCGUCAAGACAACGCAAAUCAUCUCCACGUGGAGUUGGUGGUUAUCAGGCCACCCUCGCGGGACGUUACCGGGGCAACAACAGGGGCCACAACAACGGAUAUGGUAAUUAUGGCUCCGGGGGACGCGGUGGGGCCUCAUCGUUCGGAAACGGCCCACGCCGUUAUUGGCGGCCGAAUAAUUCAUGGGGUGGUGGUGCUGGCUACUAUAGAUCUGGAGGAAGUAAUCGAGGCAAUUCAUAUCGAGAUUUGGAUGCGCCUAGUUGA
This is a messenger RNA of Rodentolepis nana, 2820 nucleotides long. NCBI's taxonomy places the organism in Eukaryota, Metazoa, Platyhelminthes, Cestoda, Cyclophyllidea, Hymenolepididae. The record is from the annotation of a GenBank genome assembly.